UACCUUCUUUGUUGAGUACCACUUUCCUGUGGGAGCCUCCAAGGAUGAGAAAGGACAGGUCUCCAUAACAACAGAAGUAACUCGAAUAGCUUCAAGUAAAAUCACAGAUGAUGUGGUGAAAUUUCAGCAGCGGUUUGUGUUCCCUGUCCGUUUUGGUGGAACGAUGAUAGAGCACUGGUGGAGCUCUAACCUUGUUUUUAAAAUCCACAUGAGAAAAAGCACACAGAAAAAGCCAGUGGCCAUUGGCUCAGCAGCACUUCAGUUACAUGAGAUUAUUCAGUCUGAGCUGCUCGCUGUCAGCUGUGAAAUACCCGUGGAAAAAGAGGAAGGUCAGACACAAGUUGGACCACUAAAGGUAUCCUUAGAGCUUGCGGCUGACAACAAAGACUUCACCCGCACCGCGGCCAGGUCAGCUCUGGCUCUGCAGCCAGUCCCAGCUCACGCUGUCAGAAGUCCCCGGCUGGAAUUCCAUGAGCUCAACAGGAAGAGUAUAAAUGCAGAAAGCCCUCGCUGCUUGAAAUUUAACAACUGUGAGGACUCGCAGAAGGCGGGAGCAGCCGACAGAAAUAUUGCGCUGGGACCACAGGCUGUACCAAUCUCUGUAGUACGUAAUCUGAUGACACAAAUAACUGCUUCGGAAGAGGACGGGUUAUUGCUGCAUGUGCUGUUGAUGGUGCCUGAUGGAAAGGAUUUUGUUGCUGAAGACCAUGGGCUCCGCGGUUCUUGUAACGUGUAUUUAAUCUGCAAGCUGCUCAGCACAGAGGAGGCGACGAGAUCUGCUGUCAUCUGGGGCACAACACAACCUGCCUUUAAUUUUUCUCAGGUGAUGCCUUUUUCAUUGACUUCCAAGCACUUGGAGCGGCUGAAGAACAACGUCAUGAUUAUCGAAGCAUGGAACAAGCUGGGAAGCCCUGGCUCUGACAAACUGCUGGGAUUAGUGAAACUUCCUCUGCAUCAGUUUUACAUCUCAUUCAAAGAUCCAAAGAUUUCCCACCUGCUUCUUCAAGCUCAAUAUCCAGUGGUUGCUGUGGACAGCUACAUGCCUGUGAUCGAUGUUUUUACUGGCAGCAGAUGUGGAAGCCUGAGAGUUAUUCUGGCGAUGGGCUCGGCUGAUCAAAUCGUGGCACUGCAAAGGCUAAAAAAUGAAGAAGGAAUGGUACCUCCCGUCACACAGCGCCCUUCCCACGCUCUGGACCCUCCUCCUGCAAAGCCUGCAAUGCAGUUAGACCAAGAAGGGGAAGACCUGAUGGAGCAUGUGUUUGAAAUCCACGUGGAGGGUGUGAAAGGACUCACUCCCUUACAGUCCACAGUCUGGGGCGAGGCUGACUGCUACGUCCAGUACUAUUUCCCAGUUCAAGAGGCUGGUUGUGGUGCACUGCAAGGAACUGAAUUGCAUGAGGAUGGUAUGAAAUUAAAGCCGUUUCGCACAGCAACCACUUUGUGCGUCCCUGAUCCUGUCUUUAAUGAUGAGCAUCAUCACUCUUUGUUGGUUACUGCUGAUGUCCCAGUCCACACGCUCCUGGUCAGCACGUUCAUGUCACCAGGAGCGGCUGGAGGAGGAAUUCAGUUUGAAGUCUGGUGCAGGUAUUAUUACCCAAAUGUCAGGGACCAGAUGGUUGCCAAAGGGACCUUGCCUUUGUCCCGGCUGUGUGCCAUGGUGACUAUGCAGCAUCGGGAAGAAAUAGGGAUACAGACUUUUAAUCUUCCGUUGGUCCCCAGGACUGAUUCCUCAGAGGAAUUUCAUCUGCGGUCUUCAGGCUUGCUUGCUGUGAGCGUCAGAUACCAACGAUCCGUGAAACCAGCAGCAGGAAGAACUGCUCAAGCUGUUUCUCUUUCUGUACGAAUACACAGAGCAGCUGGCUUGCAAGCAGCAGCUAGAGCUGCGGCACAAAAGAACCCUUCAGUCCAAUAUUACGCAGGUGUGGGAGUUAACGCUUACAUCUCUGUGCACCUCUCCUUCCUACCCGAGGCAGAGAGGCGCAGCACGCGAGCUGUGGCUCAUACCUUCUGCCCAGAGUUCGAGCACCACGUGGCGUUUCCCUGUAACCUUGUCAUUCAGAAAAGUAGCGGAGAAGCUGCUUGUCUGGGGGAGCUCUUGCAGUCUGCCAAAAUCAUCUUCUCUAUCUACCAUCAGAGCACCAAGUCGGCCCCAGAGACAUUGGCAGCUCAGAUAUCAAGAGAUUACCUUCUUGGGACAGUCACAAUUCCAACCAUAGACCUGCUGAGAAGAAGAUCAGGUAUUACAGGCUGGUACCCAGUUACCCUCUCCGAAGAUUUCACACCCUCGCACUGCACAAGCAUCCUGCAGGCUGUUGUGGGAGGACUGGAACUUUCUGUCACCUUUGCUCAGCAGGGUGACAGAGAACGUGUCUUGGAGGCCGCGAAGCUCUUAGGAUGGAGCAGCGAGGAGAGCCAUGAAGACAGCAUGGACGACAGCGACGAAUGCGAGCAGAGCGCCGAUCCAGUGACUGUGACCAUCUCAACGCCAAGAGUUUGGCUGCCUGUCCACUGCGUGCUGCUCGCAGGCCAGACACACCUCAGUAAAAGCACUUUCUGCUACCUCAGGUAUAAGCUAUAUGAUCAGGAAGCCACGUGGACCUCACUUCGGAGGCCAAAAUUGAGUGAGGACGCAAAAAACGUUACAGUGAACUUUAAGAAACCAAAGAAGGUGACUCUUAGAAGGAGCCAAGGACUGCUUUGGUUCUUCAGAGAGGAGAAAUUAGAAAUCCAGGUGUGGUGGGUGUAUGGUAAAGAAGAUGAUGUGGAAAGACCACUCGAUACAGAUCGACUUAUCGGAUCUGCCUAUGUCGACCUCGCAGCGUUAGCGGAGAGAUCGAGGUCAACACUAAGUGUUAGUGGGGUUUAUCCAUUGUUCAGAUGCAACGCUGCAAACCUGGCAGGAGCCGCUGUACGCGUUCACAUCGUCCUUUCUUCCUCUUCUGCUGCUCUGCCCAGCAGACUUCACUGUGCUGGGGAAUACAGCAACAGCGAAGAUGAAGGCACAGAAAAAGCCCCUGAUCUGAGCCAACAGGUCUCUGAAAAUCAGAGUCAGAAACUGGAUAUCGUAAGUUCAGAAAUCACCGAUGGCAAACCCCAAGAAGAAGACACAAUAUUUCUGGAAAACACUGUUGCUGUCAAUAUCCUUGUGGAAAGAGCAAUGCAUCUGAGUUUAAAAGGGAGUCCUUUGACAGAACGUGAAGUAGCAGCACCCAGUAGCUGUGUAUCCUUUGCUGUGGCUGGUGCAGAUGCUCCAAUAACCACUCCGGUCAUAGAAAACACGGACUCACCCGUCUGGGAUUUCCAACAACAAGCCAGAAUAUCCAAAGAGCUUCUGCUGGAUCCACAGCAAACCUUGGUCUUCAAAGUGUGGCAUAAAGCAGAGACCGAACGAGUGCUAGGAUUUGCAUCAGUGGACCUUUCUCCUCUUCUUUCUGGCUUCCAGCUCGUGUGCGGGUGGUACAAUAUUACCGACUUCAGUGGACAGUGCCGAGGGCAGAUCAAAGUAGCAAUUUCCCCUCUUCAAAACAUCAGUAAUCUCAAAGAACAAAGGCAGGCAAGGAUCCGGACCCAGCCAGCAAGUUCUUCCGUGAAGCCCAGCUUUCCAACAUUUCCCAGUAGUGCUCCAAGCUUUUCCAAGCAAAUGUUGAACACCUCAUCAAAGGAAGCCAGUGUUCCUUCUCGAAACAAAAUGAAUCCCCCUGGAACACGCACGCCUCGUCACGAAGAGCAUAUGCAGAACGUGCGCAGAUUUCACGAAUCCCUGCAGCAAGCAGAAGGCAACGCCAACCGGGCGGCAAAGAUGGACACGUUAUCGGUGUCGUCACGCGCUUCUCUUCUCACUGCUCUCAGAAAAAACUUGAGUGAGCUGGAUGAGGUUCAAAGAUACUUCAGCCAGAAGCUGACCAGGUCUUUUCCUGACUUUGGUUACGGUAACACGUCCAAACUGAGUUAUGAGGAGCAGGAGAGUGAUCAUCGGGGCUUGAUGAGGAGAGAAGUGGAUCCCAACGCAAGCCAUCUUUUGGAAAAAUCGAGUCAGUUGGUGUCUCAGGUCAGCAGCUUAAUCACUG
Pterocles gutturalis (yellow-throated sandgrouse) is the source of this 4067-nucleotide messenger RNA. It is a transcript of the gene C2CD3, whose product is annotated as C2 calcium-dependent domain containing 3. The record is from RefSeq and is a predicted model, not a curated record. The annotation marks the transcript as partial. Gene Ontology annotation, biological process: centriole elongation; cilium assembly. The transcript is spliced from 20 exons. NCBI's taxonomy places the organism in Eukaryota, Metazoa, Chordata, Aves, Pterocliformes, Pteroclidae. Gene Ontology annotation, cellular component: centriolar satellite; centriole.